Messenger RNA from Neospora caninum, 1179 nucleotides. Its product is annotated as putative aminotransferase. The transcript has 10 exons. Bases 1 to 1179 code for a protein of 392 amino acids. Gene Ontology annotation, molecular function: pyridoxal phosphate binding; L-2-aminoadipate:2-oxoglutarate transaminase activity. Lineage: Eukaryota; Apicomplexa; Conoidasida; Eucoccidiorida; Sarcocystidae. Gene Ontology annotation, biological process: biosynthetic process. The record is from RefSeq and is a predicted model, not a curated record.
AUGCAGGGUGAUAAUCGCAAUGGAGAAGAUGCAGGCGAGAUCGCUACUCGCAAGAAGAUUCGUUACAUGCAAACAAAAGGGCCGCCCGCCUCGGAGCAAGUGAAUCUGCGCCUGGGUUACCCCGCGCCUCUCGAGCUCCCAGUUGAAGGCCUCCGGAAGGCAACUGCAGCGAAAAUGGCCGAAGAUGAUCCUGAGUUUUUCAUGUACGGCGUGCCGGAGGGGUUCCUCGAGUUUCGAGAGAGUCUCGCGGCCUUCUUGAGCAAGGAGUACGGAUUCAGCGUGAGCGCGGAUGACCUGAUGGCUGUGAAUGGCUCCUCGGGUGGCCUCGACCUGAUCUGCAAGGUGUACACCCAAGGAGGAGACGUCGUGUUUACCGAGAACCCGACGUACUUCCUGGCCUACCCGACCUUCAGGGACUAUGACCUCAAUCCCGUCGAGAUUCCCCUGGACGAAGAUGGCGUGAACAUCGAGGCUUUCGAGGAAAUGUUGCUCAAAUAUAAGCCGAAACUGUUCUACACCAUUCCCGUGGCUCACAAUCCCACAGGCCGAACGACAUCCGCGGAGAAAAGAAAGCGAAUUGUGGACUUGGCAGUGAAGCAUAACUUUAAAAUCGUCGCCGACGAGGUGUACCAACUCCUGUGUUUCGAGGGCGUCGACAUCCCCCCUCCCUUUGCCGCCUUUGACCACAAAGAUGAACACUGCGUUAUCUCCAUUGGAUCCUUCAGCAAGAUUCUCGCUCCGGCCCUUCGGCUAGGAUGGCUCCAGUGCCUGAACCCAGUGAUAUGCGGCAUCGUCCAGAAAACCAUUGACAUGGGCAUCCUGAAAGAAAACAUCGUGGCCACUCGUCGGGCUCUCUUUGGAAGAUGCGAACGCCUCAGGGCCUCCAUCCGCAAAUACAUGCCCAAAGAGGCAUCGUUCGAGGAACCCAUUGGCGGAUAUUUCUUGAUUGUGAAACUCCCACAAGGAAUCAAGUCGCUUGACCUUCUGGAGGAAGCAAACAAGAACCACAAAGUCUCCUUCCUGCCCGGGACGUCUUUCGGAAAGGGUUUUGAUGGCUACAUUCGCCUUUCCUUCUCGUACUAUUGUGAGGACGACAUUGAGAUAGGCGUGAAGCGCAUUGCUGAUGCUCUGAACGUUCUCAUGAGGAAGCAAGGCCAACCGGCGACUGCAGAGGCAUAA